AUGGACUUGGACGUGGACAUGGACGUGGACGUGGACGUGGACAUGGACGUGGACGUGGACAUGGACGUGGACGUGGACAUGGACGUGGACGUGGACGUGGACGUGGACGUGGACGUGGACAUGGACGUGGACGUGGACAUGGACGUGGACGUGGACGUGGACAUGGACGUAGACGUGGACGUGGACGUGGACGUGGACAUGGACGUGGACGUGGACGUGGACGUGGAGGACGUGGACGUGGACGUGGAGGACGUGGACGUCGACGUGGACGUGGACGUGGAGAACUUGGACGUGGACAUGGACGUAAACGUGGACGUGGAGGACUUGGACGUGGACAUGGACGUGGACGUGGAAGUGGACGUGGACGUGGACGUGGACGUGGACAUGGACGUGAACGUGGACGUGGACCUGGACGUGGACGUGGACGUGGACGUGGACGUGGACGUGGACGUGGACAUGGACGUGGACGUGGACGUGGACGUGGACGUGGACGUGGAGAACUUGGACGUGGACAUGGACGUGGACGUGGACAUGGACGUGGACGUGGACGUGGACGUGGACGUGGACAUGGACGUGGACGUGGACGUGGACGUGGACCUGGACGUGGACGUGGACGUGGACGUGGACGUGGACAUGGACGUGGACGUGGACAUGGACGUGGACGUGGACGUGGACAUGGACGUAGACGUGGACGUGGACGUUGACGUGGACAUGGACGUGGACGUGGACGUGGAGGACGUGGACGUGGACGUGGAGGACGAAGAUGUGGACGUGGACGUGGACGUGGAGAACUUGGACGUGGACAUGGACGACGUGGACGUGGACGUGGAUGUGAACGUGGACGUGGACGUGGACGUGGACGUGGAGGACUUGGACGUGGACAUGGACGUGGACGUGGAGGUAGACAUGGACGUGGACGUGGACAUGGACGUGGACGUGGAUGUGGACGUGGACGUGGAGAUGGACGUGGACGUGGACGUGGCCGUGGACCUCGACCAUGGACGUGGACGUGGACGUGGACACGUGGACGUGAACAUGGACGUGGACAUGGACGUGGACGUGGACAUGGACGUGGACGUGGACAUGGACGUGGACGUGGACGUGGACAUGGACGUGGACGUAGACAUGGACGUGGACAUGGACGUGGACAUGGACGUGGACAUGGACAUGGACGUGGACAUGGACGUGGACAUGGACGUGGACAUGGACGUGGACAUGGACGUGGACGUGGACGUGGACGUGGGCGUGGACGUGGACGUGGACGUGGAGAUGGACGUGGACGUGGACGUGGAGGACUUGGACGUGGAGAUGGACGUUGACGUGGACGUGGACGUGGACGUGGACAUGGACGUGGACAUGGACGUGGACGUGGACGUGGACAUGGACGUGGACAUGUACGUGGACGUCGACGUGGAAGUGGACGUGGACGUGGAGAACUUGGACGUGGACAUGGACGUGGACAUGGACGUGGACGUGGACGUGGAUGAAGACAUGGUCGUGGAUGUGGACGUGGACGUGGACGUGGACAUGGUCGUGGACGUGGACGUGGACGUGGACGUAGACGUGGACGUGGACCUGGACGUGGACGAGGACGUGGACGUGGACAUGGACGUGGACAUGGACGUGGACGUGGACGUGGACGUGGACGUGGACGUGGACGUGGACCUGGACGUGGACCUGGUCGUGGACAUGGACGUGGACGUGGACGUGGACCUGGACGUGGACGUGGACGUGGACGUGGACGUGGACAUGGACGUGGAACUGGACGUGGACCUGGUCGUGGACAUGGACGUGGACGUGGACGUGGACGUGGACCUGGACGUGGACGUGGACGUGGACGUGGACGUGGACAUGGACGUGGACGUGGACAUGGACGUGGACAUGGACGUGGACGUGGACGUGGACGUGGACGUGGACUGGGACGUGGACGUGGACGUGGAGUGGACGUGGACGUGGACGUGGACGUGA
Closterium sp. NIES-65 is the source of this 1968-nucleotide messenger RNA. Lineage: Eukaryota; Viridiplantae; Streptophyta; Zygnematophyceae; Desmidiales; Closteriaceae. The record is from the annotation of a GenBank genome assembly.